Messenger RNA from Scaptodrosophila lebanonensis, 1141 nucleotides. RefSeq names its product post-GPI attachment to proteins factor 3 (gene PGAP3). Bases 36 to 1043 code for a protein of 335 amino acids. Gene Ontology annotation, biological process: GPI anchor biosynthetic process. Gene Ontology annotation, cellular component: endoplasmic reticulum membrane. The record is from RefSeq and is a predicted model, not a curated record. The transcript is spliced from 5 exons. NCBI's taxonomy places the organism in Eukaryota, Metazoa, Arthropoda, Insecta, Diptera, Drosophilidae. Gene Ontology annotation, molecular function: hydrolase activity, acting on ester bonds.
AAAAUGCUUUACUUGCUAUUUGAUUAAUCACAAAAAUGAAAUAUUGGAACAUAAGUGCAAUAUGUCUCCUGCUAAUUUUAGCGGUAGCGAUUAUAACAUGUGACGCCUCCAGCGGAGACCGUACCCAGUUCUUUCAUAACUGCCGGCAUAAUUGCGAGAGACAAAACUGCUCUGCAGAUGGCAUAGAAAUUCAGGAGCAGGCCAUUAAAUACUACGGACAAUCCAUAUUUGAUCGGCUCUUCCAGUGGACGUGCGCCGACGAGUGCAUGUACUCAUGCAUGUGGAGCACUGUUUUCGCGUUUAUGGAACGGGGUUGGCCCAUUCCUCAGUUUUACGGAAAAUGGCCGUUCCUUAGAUUGUUUGGCAUGCAAGAACCUGCAUCCGUGAUUUUCUCGAUUAUGAAUUUCCUUGUGCAUAUUAAAAUGCUGCGAAAGCUACGCCGGGAGGUGAGGCGGGAUAGCCCUGGGUUUAAGGUGGCCCAUGUUUUUACUUUCUCCUGCCUCAAUGGCUGGAUCUGGUCUGCUAUAUUUCAUACCAGAGAUGUUCCCCUGACCGAGUUGAUGGACUACGUCUUUGCCUACUCCAUUGUAUUAAGCAAUCUAUAUUGUAUGGUAAUGCGCAUGGUGCAUCGCUACUCACUAUUUAUUCGUGGUGUGCUUACUUUAGCCUUCGUCUCGUACUACAUUAACUAUAUUGCAUAUCUGAGCGUCGGCAAGCUGAACUAUUCUUUUAACAUGAAAGUUAACAUUGCAACUGGUGCUCUCGCUACUGUAGGCUGGUUUAUCUGGUGCAGAUUAGUACGAUAUCGACGUCCAUACUAUAAACGUAUAUUACGUUUCUAUGUGCUAUUUACCAUGGCCAUGAGUUUAGAGCUGCUCGAUUUCCCGCCUAUUCUAUGGAUAAUCGAUGCUCACGCCCUGUGGCAUUUGGCUACUGUACCAAUAAUGCCUCUUUACUACGACUUUAUAAUCGAAGAUUGCCAGACGUUGCGUAAAGAGAAAACAUUGGUUGAUGUCAAUUACACGCUGAACAAGAGUAUAUAGAGAAUUUAGAAAAUUGAAUAGCUCUCAUUCACCUAAACUCGCAAUGUAUACAAAAAGUAUUCAUAACUUUAUUAUACAUAUAUAAUAAUAUAAUUAAA